Messenger RNA from Bactrocera latifrons, 1460 nucleotides. RefSeq names its product protein fuzzy homolog (gene fy). The transcript is spliced from 4 exons. Gene Ontology annotation, biological process: non-motile cilium assembly; vesicle-mediated transport. The coding region runs from base 248 to 1444 and encodes 398 amino acids. NCBI's taxonomy places the organism in Eukaryota, Metazoa, Arthropoda, Insecta, Diptera, Tephritidae. The record is from RefSeq and is a predicted model, not a curated record.
UUUUAAUUUUAUUGAUUUUUCGAAUAUAUUUAAUAAUUUAAACAUAAUGGCUUGUUAUGGUCAUAAUCACAUGUGUGAAUUUUAAAUACUCAAAUUUUAUUUUCCAUUUGACAGCACACACAGAAAAAAAUAUUACCAUUUGGUACAGUUUUUAUAGCCGAUUUUAGCACUGUUAAUCUGGCAACACUGUCAUUGUAUUUAUGUUUAGUGUUUUUUGAGUUCUAAUUGGCUUUUAUUUUUUGAAACUAUGUCGAUUUAUAUACUUUGUUUAACAACAAAUGGAGGUCUACCGGUCUUUACCCGCAAAAAAGGAGAUUGUGACAACCUACCUUUUUCUACUGUGGCUUCGUUAAAUGGUUUUCAUAUGUUUUUUAAAUCGUUGGGCAUAACGUUACAGGUAACACAUUCCGAAGAUUGGACAUACGUUUGGAGAGAUUUUCACAAUGCCGUAACUUUAAUUGUUUGUGCACGGUCUAUGACUGAAGGAGUAUUGCAGACAUUAGCCGAAAUAGUUUUUGGGUCAAUAUCACUUUUUGUUAAUAUUGAUGAGCUUGUGGAUCUAACUUUGCUAGAGAGAAUGAAGAAAGAAGCAAGAAAUUAUAUGCCUGUUGUAGAUGCUGCGCUUGAAGCUUGCACAACACGCGUAUUGGGAUUUACGAAUUGUAUACUAUCAACUGAAAACCAACAAUUGGGUCAGCGAUUAAACGAUUUUAGUGGUCUUUGCGGUUCACUCUUUUGUUGCCUUGUAGUUGGUAAUAAUGUUACGGUCGGUACAGAAGGCUGGUGGGAUUUGGAUGUUAUUGAUCGUGAAUUACUUCUGCUUUUAUUGAAUUCUUCAAGUUCUUUACAAAAUGACAUUCCUGUUUAUUUGCCGAAAAAAGACRCAACGUUAGCAUAUAGAUUCGUAACAAUUCCAUUGGCUCCAAGUAGUGUUAUUUGUGUUAUAUGCGGCGCUGCCCCUAGUUUUCGUGAAUUGCGGUCUAUGGCCCAAGGCGCAUUUUGCUCAGAAAGUUUAUUGCAGAACAUGGAACGAAGCAUAAAGCGGAGUUUACCCGAACAGUUGGAGAUCGAUCAGUGUGUUCUGGCAAUAAUUGUAGCUAAUUUGAACAUUAAAAAAUGUAUACUUGCACCUAAUUCCAUCCAAGCUACAGGUGGAAAAAGGACAGUAGGAGGAGGCAUUCUACGUCUAGAUUUAUUAAAAAAAAUUUUCGAUCAAACCGUUCAAUACAAUAAAAAUAUUAGUUUUGUGCAUACAGAUUCGCGUUGUAUUGAACCAGUGGACCAAUAUUGGUGCUUGGAUUACCAUAAGUGCUAUGCUCAUUAUGAUACCAUUGGAAACACUAUUUUUGUCUUAUUUAUGUCAUCAGUUCCAACACAUGCAAUGAGAUUCAUGGCCCAAAAACUUCUGUACUCAAUUCUACAAGAUAAGACAAUUAGCUGGUAAAUUAUAAUUUUAUAUA